This is a messenger RNA of Toxotes jaculatrix (banded archerfish), 1953 nucleotides long. It is a transcript of the gene galk2, whose product is annotated as galactokinase 2. The record is from RefSeq and is a predicted model, not a curated record. Gene Ontology annotation, cellular component: cytoplasm; cytosol. Gene Ontology annotation, molecular function: galactokinase activity; ATP binding. Gene Ontology annotation, biological process: galactose metabolic process; carbohydrate phosphorylation. Lineage: Eukaryota; Metazoa; Chordata; Actinopteri; Toxotidae. The coding region runs from base 218 to 1594 and encodes 458 amino acids. The transcript is spliced from 10 exons.
CAGCUGUUCCAGAGUCAGCUCCUCUGCCAAAAAACAGGAAGCUACGGACACUAAACUGAGUUUGAGCUCCUGCUUUAGAACUGACCACAGUUCAGCGGAUUGGCAUCCGGGAUCCUCUUGUGACAGUCAGCUGAUCGCGGCCAGGAUGUGCAGAAACCUGUGAGCUCCGCUGUCUGACAACAAGAAACCCAUUCAUUGUUACUUUAAACCGGCAGGAAUGGCCACAAAUCCACCUAAGUUAAAGACUGCGAUUACUGCAAAUGAAAGGCUGCAAAACUUGAAAAAUGCAUUUGAAACAAAGUAUGGAGAACCUCCUCUCUUCUAUGCAUGUGCGCCAGGAAGGGUAAAUCUAAUAGGAGAGCACAUUGAUUACUGUGGCUAUUCUGUGCUUCCGAUGGCUAUUGAACAGAAUAUUCUCGCAGCUGUGUCAGUGAACAAUUCAGGGAUGAUCCAGCUGGCCAACACAAAUCCUCAAUACAAGGAUUUCACUGUGUCCUGUUCAGAGGACAUUGCCAUAGACAGGGACAAUCCAAAGUGGCAUUAUUAUUUUCUCUGUGGAGUUAAAGGCAUUCAGGAGAAGUUUGGGAUCUCUCGUUUAUCAGGGAUGUCGUGUGUUGUUGAUGGAACCAUUCCUCCGAGCUCUGGUCUGUCCAGUUCUAGUGCCUUAGUUUGUUGUGCUGGGCUUGUAACAAUGGAGGCAAACCAGAAGUCCCUGUCCAAGGUGACUCUUGCUGAGAUAUGUGCCAAAUGUGAGCGCUACAUUGGCACUGAGGGAGGUGGCAUGGACCAGUCCAUUUCAUUCCUGGCAGAGAAAGGAACUGCAAAGCUGAUAGAGUUCCAGCCUCUGCGGGCCACUGAUGUCAAGCUACCAGAUGGGGCCGUGUUUGUGAUCUCCAACUGCUGUGUAGAGAUGAACAAAGCUGCUUCUUCUCACUUCAAUAUCCGUGUUGUGGAGUGUCGAAUCGCCACAAAGAUGCUGGCCCAGGCGAGGGGUCUGGACUCGAGCGGGUUGUUGAAGCUGGCCGGGGUUCAGAUGGUGCUGAAGGCCUCCCUGGAGGAGAUGCUGGCUCUUGUGGACGAGGUGCUGCAUCCUGAGCCGUACAGCCGCGAGGAGAUUUGCAAGGUGCUGGGCAUCACCUCGGAGCAGUUUUCUACGGAGCUGCUCAGCGCUAAUACUCAGCAUGUGACUCACUUUAAGCUGUACCAGCGAGCUAAGCAUGUGUAUGGCGAGGCUGCGCGGGUGCUGCAGUUUAAGACUGUGUGUGACUCUGAACCUCCUGAGUCCAUACAGCUUCUGGGAGACCUAAUGAACCAGAGCCAUGCAAGCUGCAGAGACCUGUAUGAGUGCAGCUGCCCUGAACUGGACCAACUGGUGGACAUCUGUCUGAAGUCGGGGGCUGUGGGUUCUCGGCUGACAGGAGCAGGUUGGGGUGGCUGUGCCGUUUCCAUGGUCCCCAGUGAAAAGGUGGAGUCUUUCUUACAAGCUGUUAGAGAGGCCUACUACCUCCCUGAUCCGUGCAGAGCAGCGAUGGAAAAGCAAAGUUUGUUUGUAUCAAAGCCGGGUGGAGGAGCUGCAGUUUUCCUCGAAGAGUGAAAUGGAUCACACUAAUGCAAAGCUGUUUAUACAGCUAUGAAUCAAUUUCAAAUACACUGCUGCAGUGAAAUAAAUGACUUUUUGUUGUUUUGUUUUUUUUUUACAUUUUUUGAUUUGCAAAUGACUAGAUAGUACAAAAUGUAAACCUAAUUUGACCGUUAUAUGGAUUAUUCUGGAUUACAAAGGCCACUAAUUUACUUCAAUGGUGCAUUAUUUCUUAGAAAGGGAACAUAUGUUAAAAUGUGCUUUUUUAAAAUCAUGAAUGUAAGCGUUUUUUUGUAAUGAUUUUGUAUAGCUAACUGAUUGAACGCUAUUUUCUCAUAAAGAAAAAAAGAUGGCGAAUAAAAGAACGAUUACAU